CAGCCGUACAGAUCGUACUGUGUCUGUAGCGUUUUCUCAGCCACUGUACUACUGUGAAUUUUUACAGAAACUGAGAAGUCAAUCACAGAUUUUCAUAUUAUUCAUGACUUAUGAGUAUCAGUUUUAGUGGCAAGCUGGCAACUAAAACUACCAAGAAUUCAAGGCAUUAUACUCAGAUUAUAGAGACAAGUGUCAAAUUUUCGGAAAAUAUGGCUAAAUCUUCCGGAAGCGGUCCCGAAGGACAACCCGCCCAUGUGAAUUUAUUCCAGGAUAUUACUGGAGAUGAUUCAGAAGUUACAGAAAUCGAGAGCUUAUGUGUAUCGUGUGAGAAAAACGGCACCACGCGGCUUUUACCAGUUAAGAUUCCGUUUUAUAAAGAAGUCAUCGUAUCUUCGUUUUCGUGUCCCCACUGCAACUAUUCAGACAACUCUGUCAUGGAAGGAGAAGUAAUCCAGGAGCAGGGCAUUGAAUUCCAGCUGAACGUUAAAGAACAGCGAGAUCUGGAUCGUACCGUUGUGAUGUCAGAAACUGCCUCCCUAAAAAUCCCAGAACUGGACUUUGAAGCGCCUUAUCGUAGACAGACUUUCGGCAUAACUACUAUUGAAGGAGUUAUUGUUAAAGUGAAAGAAAUGCUGCAGAAAUACUUAGAAGCUCGCAAAGGAACCGACUCCGAAGAGGACCUCGCACCGAUUGCCGCCUUUAUUGGAAAAGUUGGAAAACUCCUGGUGGUGGAAUCAACUUUUCAUUUGAUCAUAGAUGACCCGAGUGGAAACAGCUUCAUACAGAACCUGAACGCUCCCAACAUUGAUCCGGAACUGACCAGUACGAAAUACAACCGGACUCCGGAGCUUGAUGUGCUUUGUGGUCUAGCGCCACAUGAUGAUUCCACUAAUGAGGAUAAUGUCCACGACGAGGUUCUUGUGUUUCCAGCGACGUGUUACAAUUGCAGCGCAGCAUGUGAAACAAAUAUGAAGAAUGUUCAAGUGCCUCAUUUUAGCGAAAUUUUGAUCAUGUCGACGGUAUGCGAUACAUGCGGUUGGCGUAAUAAUGAAGUUAAGCCAUCGGGUGGUAUUGCAACCGAAGGUGUUCGCAUUACUCUGACAAUAUCUUCACCGGAAGACUUGAGUCGGGACGUUGUAAAAUCAGCAACGUGUGCUUUGGAGAUACCAGAAUUAGAAUUUGAAUUGGUUCCCAGUGAGCAUUCCAGCCGGUUCACCACCAUCGAAGGGCUUCUUAUGAACAUCAAAACUUUGGUGAACGAUAAUCCUUUUGCACGCGGAGAUAGUGCUGAUCCUGAGGUUAUACAAAAGAUUGCUCGUUUUGUGGAAAAGCUCGACAGCGUUGUAGCAGGAAAAUCGGAAGUUCAUUUAGUUCUUGAUGAUCCCGCUGGCAAUGCCUUUGUGGAGGCCAUGCCUAAUUUUGAGCAAGACCAGAACCUUAAAAUUGAACGCUAUAAACGGACACGUGCCCAAGAUGAGGAACUGGGGAUAACGGAGAUGAAAACCGACAAUUAUGAAGAACACGCAAAACAGCAUGAAUGAAAACUGUCAUCGGAUCAAAGCUCUGAUACUUACGUUAGAGUAGUGAUUUUUAGUUUUUUAAUUUGUUGGAAGCGGUGCGGUGAUGUGGGCUGCAGACGCGAUGUCUCUUGUUCUACCGUGUGCGUCGAAUUAGUGUGACUCGAAAAAAUUGAAACAAAUUAAUCAAAGGUUA
This is a messenger RNA of Paramacrobiotus metropolitanus, 1713 nucleotides long. Its product is annotated as zinc finger protein ZPR1-like. The coding region runs from base 111 to 1541 and encodes 476 amino acids. The transcript is spliced from 14 exons. The record is from RefSeq and is a predicted model, not a curated record. Gene Ontology annotation, molecular function: zinc ion binding. NCBI's taxonomy places the organism in Eukaryota, Metazoa, Tardigrada, Eutardigrada, Parachela, Macrobiotidae. Gene Ontology annotation, cellular component: cytoplasm; nucleus.